AUGGGGAAGCUAGAGGAAGAUUUCGAAAUCAACUCGCCAGCGGAAAAGUUCUACAAACGUUGGAGCUACGAAGUCCACCAUCUUCCUGAAGCCUCCCCGGACAAAGUCCAAGGAGCUGAAAUUCACGAGGGUGACUGGGUCACUCCCGGUUCCGUCAAACUUUGGAACUACACCGUCGAUUCAUCUUUGAGCAGUAUUAAGGCCUACAAGAUCGUGAAUCAGGUUUUCCCCAAAGACGAAGCAGGGACAGUGAAGAUUACGUUGAUCUAUGAGAAGUUCAAGGAGACCGAUGGCGAGCCACACGAUUAUCUCCGGUUUCUCGUCGAUCUUGCCAAAGAUCUUGACAAACACUUGAUCCCGAAACAAGGUUGA
Eucalyptus grandis is the source of this 372-nucleotide messenger RNA. RefSeq names its product MLP-like protein 28. The transcript is spliced from 2 exons. Bases 1 to 372 code for a protein of 123 amino acids. The record is from RefSeq and is a predicted model, not a curated record. Gene Ontology annotation, biological process: defense response. NCBI's taxonomy places the organism in Eukaryota, Viridiplantae, Streptophyta, Magnoliopsida, Myrtales, Myrtaceae.